This is a messenger RNA of Saprolegnia diclina VS20, 692 nucleotides long. RefSeq lists its product as hypothetical. The record is from RefSeq and is a predicted model, not a curated record. The transcript has a single exon. NCBI's taxonomy places the organism in Eukaryota, Oomycota, Saprolegniomycetes, Saprolegniales, Saprolegniaceae. The coding region runs from base 36 to 461 and encodes 141 amino acids.
CAAGAACGAAAUUUCCAAUAAAGACGCCACUCGCCAUGUCUGUGCGAAUCGUCAUGCGUGGCGCUACUGCCGCUGUUGUGUAUGCUGCGCUUUGGCUCGAUCGCGCGCCGCGCUGUCUCUUCUCGCCCAAGCGUAUCGAGACGGCCGCCCACGCAGCCUUGACAACUAAGAAGGAGAUUGACGAGGUUGCCGAGGCGCACGAUGACGCGCUCAUUCGCGCCAAGGCGCCAUUGUCGCCUCUUGGCCCAUUACUUGGUCUCCUGGCCUGCCUCUUAUCUCUCGAGUACGACGUGCCCGACGCUUCGGUUCCGUGCGUGGUGGUGGUCUUUCUCUACUGCGCGUGCAAGUAUAUUGCGAUGGUGCGCAGUGAGCUGCUACUGCAGAACGAGCAGCGUCAGUGGAAGGACUGGCGCGAACGCAUGGUCGAUCGUCUUGCAUACAAGGCGCACCCGGACGAGUAAUGCGACGAGUCGACUUUGCGUGUGGUUUGUUUUCUCUUGACCAACUAAUACCUCGCAAUACAGAGUAGGUUGAAACGAAACUCCAGACAAAAUGCAUACAACAAAUUGAAGUCUUUCGAGAUCGUAUUUAGCUUAACGUACACGGAGUGCGUUGCGGACUUUUUCCCAGUGUUGAAUCUCGUUUUGAGCUGCGUCGCGGCCGAGCGCGUGCGCGAGAACCUUCCACGCGUG